Messenger RNA from Cyprinus carpio (common carp), 4928 nucleotides. Its product is annotated as low-density lipoprotein receptor-related protein 11-like. NCBI's taxonomy places the organism in Eukaryota, Metazoa, Chordata, Actinopteri, Cypriniformes, Cyprinidae. Gene Ontology annotation, molecular function: serine-type endopeptidase inhibitor activity; protein binding. The transcript has 9 exons. The record is from RefSeq and is a predicted model, not a curated record. The coding region runs from base 165 to 1790 and encodes 541 amino acids.
CCGCCGCACUCAUUCAGUUCAGUUGGCCGUGAAGACGACAGGUGCAGGUGCUUUGUGCUGUGCUUCUAAAAUGCGCAAAACGUUGAUUCUUUUUAUCGUAAACUAAUACUUUGGAUCUCGAAUGUGAUGUUAGAAAAAGAGUGCCACUGUUUCCAUCUUGGCAAAUGAGCGUUUACAGCGUCAUUAUGUCUCCUGCGGCGCAUCGCAUCCAGCGAGCGCUCAUCUGUUCUCUUCUUCUCUGUAUGACGACGACAGUCAUGACGCGCUCCUCUUCAACAUCCGAUCUCAAAUCCAAAAUAUCUGGCGUGGAGGAGCUGCUGGAGGAGUUCCGUAAGCAGCUACAGCAGGAUGAGUCGGACUCGAGGGAGGAUGAGGAGGAUGGAGACCGCUGUAUCAGUGGCUUCAAUGCGGUAGAGGAGCGCAUCAUCCGCGCCAGCGCGUCCAUCGAGCAGGGCGCCGCGUUCUUGUCCGCCCCGCAGAGGGUGUUCAGCUGGAGGGACUGCGCGCACGCAUGCUGCUCUCACCCGCACUGCACAGCCGCUAUCAUCCAGGAGGACCUCAAGCAGCCCGAUGACAGUUUGCGCUGUUAUCUGUUCAACUGCACGUACAGGGGCAGGAACGUGUGCUCGUUUUCCUUUCAGCCGGGAUUCAGCACCUACAGUCGGGUGGACAACAGCAGCUCUAGACCCCGUGAGCCCAGCCUUGAUUCUGCUGCUGCCACUGACAGCCCACGCGCUUCAGCCGGGAGACCUCCAUAUGGGAUCGAUGAGGGUUUGGAUGAGCUUUACGCCUCGCAGUGUUAUGCAGCAUACAGACCACCAGUCGCCCAAACCACGUUUACAACCAGAUUAAAGUGUGGCCAGAAGGGUCUUCAGACUGUGUUUCAGACAGGCCUGCUGAAACUCAGUGGUCUUAGAGAAGGAAUUUAUUCCUUUGAGCUGACCGUCACCGACAUGGCGGGACAGAAGAGAUCUGACAAUGUUUCUGUCAGUGUGCUCGCCCCUGCACCAAACGCAGAAGUGUGUACAGGUCACUGCUCUCGGUAUCAGUUCAUGUGUGAUGAUGGCUGCUGUAUAGACAUUGGUUAUGCCUGCGAUGGAAAGCAACACUGCCCUGACCGAUCAGAUGAAGAUUUCUGCCAGAAUUUUGAUAGUGGUCAUAAGUCCAACCCCGCCUCUAAACAUGGACCAGAUAUACAAACCGAAGCAGAAGCCCAGCCGCCCACAGAAAUACAGCUCAACGAUAGCCCUAAACCUGAACAACAUCAACAUUAUGACUUCAGUUCGCAAGAUCCCUGUGCGGCGCCCCCAGUGGUCGGCCCAUGUAAAGGUGUUUUCCCGCGCUGGUAUUAUGAUUCUAAAACAGGAGAUUGCCAGCACUUCCAGUAUGGUGGCUGCAAAGGAAACCACAACAACUUCCUCCAGAAGUCUGAUUGCAUAAAUGAGUGCAUUCAGAAACCAUCAGUAACAAAACUUCAGGGCACUGCAACUCCGUUAGCCAGUGUGAAAACAUACACACCUCCCAUUGCUUCUGUCCAUAAGGAAAAACUGCAAGAUUCUCUCACAGAGUCUCUGAAUUCACUGCCAUCAUCUAAAAUACAUAGUGUACUGGAAGGACACCCACCCCCUGAAUCAGGUGCGAUCCUACCCCUGGCUUUGGGUCUGAUCAUCAGCGCUCUGCUCUUACUGAUGGUGGGCUGCAGGCUCUGUCUUGUACGUCGCAGACUGAAGAAAGCUUUGCCUCUCACCACAGAAGAGUCUGAUUACCUCAUCAAUGGCAUGUAUCUGUAGCAGAACAGCCACUUCUCAGCCAAUCAACCCUCCAGUCUGCUGCACCAUUUGUGUGACUGUGUGUGUAGAGGACACAUAAGAAAAAAAUAAUCUAAUGCACAGCUAGUCAACCCUGCUCCUGGGGCCAGGUGCCCCAGCUAGGAAUGUUAUUGUUCUAAGAAUGCUCCGAAAACAUCAUAUGUUCUGGGAAUGUUUUCAGCGGCAUGUUUUAUUUUAGUUCCCAGAAUGUUCUGCUAAAAGGCAAUAUAACAUUCUCUAAAAACAUUCUAAAAAUGUUUAUUGAUAACAGUAUUAGAACAUUAUACUCUAACACUCUAAUUAAGAUUUAAGUGGGAAAUUUUCCAUUGGACAUUAGGCGUGGACUCAAAUUUUGGUUGAAAAUAAAAACCCAACCUUUGCCAACUUCAUUAAAUGAUUCCAACUUCAUUAAAUAACUCCAAAAACAGUAUUUCCAACUUCACUUAUUAUAAACCAGAUUGACUUUAUUUCUGUCAUACAAUGACAAAAGGUCUUAUUGAGAUUAACAGAGGUUUAGAUGGUGAUGUGUGUUUAAAAGUAAUUGUUUGGGUUGAUGUCAUCAUUAUGGUGAUCAGUGUUAGAUUUAGUUGGGCAAUUUGACACUUGACCUUUCAAUGCUUUUCUCUAGCUGCUAUAGCUAUGUUUGUUAUGACAAAAACAGCAAGAGAACACAUGAUUAGGUGGUGCUGGUUGCUUGCUGGUAAUUAAGAUAUAAUCAUGUAGCAUUGAUUAUCUGAUUUUAUACAGUCUAAUCUAUGGUAUUAGAAGCAUGUUAUUUAUUAUAGCAAUGGUUCAACAGACUGAGACCCAGCAGAAUUUCAAUCAGAUCUUUACAAGGAUUUAAAAAAGAAAACUUAUUUGUCACACAAACAUCAAGUAUCAGUGUAUGAAUCUCAACAAUGGUCACAUGCUUCAUGCUGCAAUGUAUUCUGGGUGCAUCGUGCAAAACUCAUCCAUGGCUCCCAGAAUGCAUUGCGCUGGCAUGAAGCAUGUCACCCCUGUUGAGAUUCAUACACUGAUUCUUGAUGUCUGUGUGUCUAUGCAUUCAGUAGUUUAAAUUGAUUCGGGAAUGAUGUGAUUUAAAAAGUACAGACAGAAAUACAGAUUCUUUGAUUAAAACACUGUUGGAUUUUAUGCUGCUGGAGCACAUUUACUAUAAUCACUAAUAUGAAAUUAAUAGCAUAGAUUAUACUCUAGAUGAGCUCAGAUCACUACAUGAUGAUAUCUUGCUGACAUCAGCAAGAAGCCAACAUCACCUGGUCACAUUGUGAAAAAAAAGGUUGGGUUUUCACUUUCAACCAAAAUGUGAUUUCUGAGCAAUGUAAGUCCACAUCUAGUGUGAUGAGAAGCUUUAUUAGAAUGUUAGAGGAUAAUGUUCUAACAAUGUUAUCAAUACACACUUUUAGAAUGUUUUUAGAGAAUGUUACAUUACCUUUUAGCAGAACAUUCUGGGAACUAAAAUAAAACUUGCCGCUGAAAAUAUUCCCAGAACAUUUCUAGAUGGGGCACCAGCUUUAUAUGUAAGUUAAGUUAGUUGGGGCAUAAAUGGCCACUAAACUGCACCAUUAAACUUGACUUUAAAUGUAAAAUAAAUAUUUCCUCCAACAAAGAAUAUUGCAUUGAAUAAAGUGGCUGAUUGAUUGAAUUGCAUAAAGGCAUAAAAGCUUGCAUAAAAAAAAUCAAUAAGCUAAUGUUUUACCCAGCAGACUUCAGUGCUUAAUAAAUAUAAUGCUGACAUUUACAAAGAGAGAACAUUAUGUUCAUAAAUGAGUUUGAAGCUCUUCAACAUGAACCAACGAAUCAACCUUAACAAGCCAAUUCACAGUAUUCCAACACAAAUCUGUUCACAAAUUUGAAGGCUACUACUGGAUAGAGGGUAAACAUCCAGAGAGCUUACAACCUACUAGCUACAUUCUGCCUCAAAAACAAAUGAUGUGACCAGAUUAAGUACAAAGUUACAAACUAGUUAGUAAUUAAUACGCCCCAAAUUUAGACUUUAUGUUCCACUUUAAGUAAGAACUUAACAAUGGCUGUUACAACCCUAUAGAGCUACCAUCCUCCAAUGCUAAUCAAAUAUACCUGGACCACCUAACCAGGGUGCUCAGAAUUACUUGAAAAUUACAGACGGGGUUUUGGUGCAGGGUAGGAACUUAACUCUGCAGAAGGUAUUGUAGUUCUCCAAAAGCAGGGUUGACUAUUACUGAUCUUUUGAUUGAUGGUAAGUCUUCAUGCCAUUAAUAUCCUCUUGAGUGCAAAAUGACACAACUAUCUCUCUACUAUAAACUCUCAACUGUCUCACUAUAUAGGAUGCUGAAUUAAGUGAAUCUCAAUACAUGGUAUCCGGAAAAUAACAUUUCAAACGUGAAUGGACACUAUUUCUGAGAAAAUUGCAUCUGUUAGAGAGUUAUUUUGGUAGCAAUUAUGCAGAUGUGUGUGACUGCAACAAAGGUUCCUGUGGUAUAAAUAUGCAGUUGUAUAAUUUGAUAAUAUGUCUAAAUACUGGCAUACUGGUUUAAUGCAUACUUAAGAGUAUAUACAUGUUUUUGAAGUGAUUGAAUUUGAAUUCAGCUUUAUUUUUUUAAUGAAGCAUGAUGUACCACAAGCAUGCCUGAUAUUUUUUGACCUGGGAAUUUGACCCUUUAACGAGAGUAUUUUUUCUGUUUAUUUUGGGAGAAUUUCUGAAAAAAUGUGCUCAGCCUUAAUAGGAUAAACAUUUAAACCAUUUUGUUUCUGCAUCCUUAUAUGAUCAUAUGCUUGACAAUACAAGUGAGUUCAGUAUGUUCAUUAAUAAUCUCAGUCCAGGGAAUACAGCUUUAGUUAUUGUAAUUAUUGGUGCCAUUUUAAAAGUUCUAGAUUACAACUUUAGAUUUUUGUUUUGUUUUGUUUUGAUUUUGAUUGGCCCUGACAAUGGCCUUGAUAUCCUAGAAUAUCUUGUUAGGGCAAUGUUUUCAAUGUGGUUUAAUGGCUUACUGUGAUAUUAAAUACUAGUCUGUAUAAUCAGUGUAAUUGUGCAAACUUGUUUUGAAACCUUAUAAUAUGUAUGAUUGUAAAAUACCAAAUUUAAUAAUCUUGGAGAAAUACAUUUAAAAACCCAUUAAAUGUGGACCAGCUAUAUGAGUA